This is a messenger RNA of Chrysochloris asiatica (Cape golden mole), 1548 nucleotides long. RefSeq names its product secretory carrier membrane protein 3 (gene SCAMP3). Gene Ontology annotation, biological process: protein transport. Bases 202 to 1245 code for a protein of 347 amino acids. Lineage: Eukaryota; Metazoa; Chordata; Mammalia; Afrosoricida; Chrysochloridae. Gene Ontology annotation, cellular component: trans-Golgi network membrane; recycling endosome membrane. The record is from RefSeq and is a predicted model, not a curated record. The transcript is spliced from 9 exons.
GGGCACUUCCGUAUUUCCUUUUAACCCAGACGCAAGCGCAGCGUGGUGCUGCUGCGGAGGUCCUUGUGAUCUUUCCGGUCGGGGCGACCAAUCCGGCCAUAGAGAAGCGGGGCGGACCGAGAGGAGCGAAGCGAGCUCGUCCAGCCACUGUCGCGGCAGGGGCGUGGAGAGCUGGGGGCGGCCAGGGCCGCGAUUGCAAACAUGGCUCAGGAAAGAGACGGCGGGAACCCGUUCGCCGAGCCCAGAGAGCUUGAUAACCCCUUUCAGGACCCAGCUGUGAUCCAGCACCGACCCAGCCCGCAAUAUGCCACACUCGACGUCUACAACCCUUUUGAGACUCGGGAGCAGUCACCAGUUUAUGAGCCUCCUGCCCCUGCACCGUUGCCUCCACCCUCAGCUCCCUCCUUACAGCCCUCGAGGAAGCUCAGUCCCACAGAACCCAAGAACUAUGGCUCCUAUAGCACUCAGGCCUCAGCUGCAGCAGCCACAGCUGAGCUGCUAAAGAAGCAGGAGGAGCUCAACCGGAAGGCAGAGGAGUUGGACCGGAGGGAACGGGAGCUGCAGCAUGCUGCCCUGGGGGGCACAGCUACUCGACAGAACAAUUGGCCCCCACUACCGUCUUUUUGCCCAGUCCAGCCCUGCUUUUUCCAGGACAUCUCCAUGGAGAUUCCCCAAGAAUUUCAGAAGACAGUAACCACCAUGUACUACCUGUGGAUGUGCAGCACCUUGGCUCUUCUCCUGAACUUCCUCGCCUGUUUAGCCAGCUUCUGUGUGGACACUAGGAAUGGCUCAGGCUUUGGACUUUCCAUCCUGUGGAUCCUCCUUUUUACUCCUUGCUCCUUCGUCUGCUGGUACCGCCCCAUGUACAAAGCUUUCCGGAGUGACAGUUCAUUCAAUUUCUUCGUUUUCUUCUUCAUUUUCUUCGUCCAGGAUAUACUCUUUGUGCUUGAGGCCAUUGGCAUUCCAGGAUGGGGGUUCAGUGGCUGGAUCUCCGCUCUGGUGGUGCUGGAAACCAGCACGGCUGUAGCUGUGCUCAUGCUCCUGGUUGCCUUGCUCUUCACUGGCAUUGCUGUGUUGGGAAUUGUGAUGCUAAAGCGGAUCCACUCCCUGUACCGCCGCACAGGUGCCAGCUUUCAGAAGGCCCAGCAAGAAUUUGCUGCUGGUGUCUUCUCCAACCCUGCGGUUCGAACUGCAGCUGCCAAUGCAGCAGCUGGGGCUGCUGAAAAUGCCUUCCGGGCUCCAUGACCCCUGCCGGGGUCCCUGGCCCUGCCAUUUUCAGGGAGCUAACAGCCCCCAUUCCUGGGUUCUCUGUGACCUGGCGAGGCAUCACUACUGGAUGUCACCUUUCCAGGGCCCCAGUGCCAUGGCCAUGACUGCUGAGUCUGGUUCACGGGAGCAAGGAGCCCACUGUGACCCUGUCACAUUGCUUGCCCCCCUCCCAUCAGGCCACAUUGCUGCCACCUCUCACACCACCCCAAUCUCAGCUUCCCUCUGUUGUGCCAAGGCUAUUGCUUCGGUUAUUUAAAUAAAAAGAAAGUGGAACUGGAA